Dalotia coriaria is the source of this 2570-nucleotide messenger RNA. RefSeq lists its product as uncharacterized. The record is from RefSeq and is a predicted model, not a curated record. Gene Ontology annotation, molecular function: cobalamin binding. Bases 235 to 1599 code for a protein of 454 amino acids. The transcript is spliced from 4 exons. Gene Ontology annotation, biological process: cobalamin transport. NCBI's taxonomy places the organism in Eukaryota, Metazoa, Arthropoda, Insecta, Coleoptera, Staphylinidae.
AAGCGUCGCGACGCUCACAGCGACGGGCGCUGCCGAGUCGACCGCACAUUUCCUAUUUUAAUUCAUCAUCACUCACCGAAAACGAUAUCAGUUUACAACAAAUCGCACACAAACUAGGUUAAAACUAAGAGUUAAAUGUGAAAACAGUACAAAAACAGCCAAAAACCACGAAAAAACGUAAAAAUCCACCCAGAGUUGUAGCACAAACACGUCGCCAACGCCGAAUUUGGGAUAAUGUUGUACCUGCCGUUGGUGGUGGGGUUCUCCCUGGUCGCUUUCGGGUACACCCAGGACCUGGAGCUCCAACACAGUCGUGCUGACCCAUCUUCAACAACAGACUCCUCCAACAAUGCCACCACCAACGUGGACUACGAAUCCAGCAUGCAGCGCGCCCUCGCCUGGCUAAUAACCCAACGUGACCUCCACUAUGGCUGGCACAAUGACACCCCCAAAGUCCUCAUGGCCCUGCAACUAGUCCAACUCGAAGACUCCGCCAGUAUCCUCCCCACACAACUCGAAAUCCUACUGAGCACCAAACAAAUGGAAGUGGAAACCGUUAUCCUUCUAUGGCGGCAUCGCGAGGUCCCAAUCACACCACCAAAACUCGCCAUCUUUGCACUGGCAUUCAACGCCCUCUGCCAAGACCCACGACAAUUCCAUGGUCACGACCUUAUCGGAACUCUACAACACCACGAACUCGUACAAGAUUUAGACUUUGGUUAUGCAACACUCGCAGCAUGUUCAGCAAAAGCCCAUGUACGCAAGAAGGAAAUUCGCAGACUGCUAGAAAUCGCCAACGCAGCAAAAAGUCACAAUAUUGACACUGUGAGUGUGACGAUCAUAGCGUUGAAGUGCAUCGUCAAGGACCAUCGACACAGAAACCUUCAGCAUUCAAUUCGAAGACCCUGUAUUAGUCUGGCGAGGCAACAGUUGACUGAUGGUAGUUUUGGUAAUGUCUACAACACCGCCAUUGCUAUGCAGGCUUUGAACGAUAUACAAGAUAUCAACACGUAUUGGAAUCGCACAGCGGCCAUUUUGUACAUUGAAUCCAAGCAGGAUCCGGACGGUGCGUUUACAGAUCCUGGUUUGACAGCUGAAGUGUUACUAGCGAUGAGUUCCAAAGGACUCGGCGCUGUGAGGAAUCUAGACUGCGGACGCCAAGAUCCCGACAUUGACAAUCAUUUAAUGGAGUUUGGUGUGACCAAGAUGGCCGAACCCAACGUAUACUAUAACGACUCAGACCCGCGUAACAUCACCGUGAGUUACACGCUCUGGAUGGGUACGAAUAUCACCGAGAAUCACACCGUGUUGAUAACUGCCUUGCGGAACACAUCAUUCUACAGUAUUAUGCAAAUGGCGGCCGAGAUGAAUCCGCACUUUGAGUUUGAAUCCUCCGAAUGGCCCAACGGGCAUUAUGUGCAUACUCUUGGUGGACACAAAGAGGAACCAAUGGGUUAUCACUACUGGUUGUUGUAUCGCCUGCCGGAAAUGCCCGAUCCGCAUGCGCCACCUGGUAACAAACUUGUGGCACCUGUGGGUGUGGAUGAUCUACUCAUUGAAGAUGGCGAUCACUAUCUCUUCUGGUACAAGAAGCUCUAAGUCAUAAUUGAAACGCUCACAGUUAGAAUCAUGUAAGAUUUAGGUGCAGUUACCAAACACACAAAGUCGGAACACACAAAAUGGCGGCCUACGGAUGUGGCCCACACACACACACACACACAACAUACACACGGACAUUUAAGUAUCAAGCCGACUAACGACUACAAAUGAUAAUGUUUAAGAUGAUAACAUGAUGUAAAUGCUUCAGUUGCCUUGUAAUAAUGACAAACAAAUGAAAUACUUAUAAAUCAAGCGCCGCGUGUUUAAAGUUUGUCAACACGAGUGAUCACUACACGACAUAAACAUAAACAAAGACGAUGGGAUGUAUGGAUUUGAGUUGUGUGACACUUACACACCACACGGACACACUGUACAUUCAAAUGUAGAGAUAAACGCAAAACAUAACCGCAACUAACCGCUACUACAUUAAUUAAACACACCUACACAUGUAAUUUAUAUACAUACAACAAUGAUACAAACAAAAGUAAGCGACAAUACUUAUUAUUCGUUAUUGGAUUUGAAUUCAAAAUGGCGGCGAUGAUGAAUAUGUGUACUCUGUGUUUUUGUUGUUUGAUUCGUUCCAAAACGCGAUCUAAUGUAUUCAUAUAUGAAAUAUGUACUUGCUAAGCGCGCAGCAAAAAGGUAUUGUAAUGAAUUGUAAUGUAAUGUAACAAAAAACGCUUGUAUAAUGUAAAAUUUAAACAAAAAAAAUUUGCUCGCAAACUAAAUGAAAACAAAUCGCGAAAUAUGUAAGCUAAAGUGAUAACACGUGAAUGCUGUAAUGAUACUUUCGAGUGUGUUGUUUAUUGUUGCGUAAUUAUUGCAAACAAACAAAAAUUAGAGACAAAAUGGCGACACUUAAAAAAUGAAGAAGAAAUAAUUCUAUUUACGGAACAGAAUAUUGUUACACGACCGAUGAUGAUAUUUUUGUUAACAUUUGGGCUUUGUCAAAAAUAAAAUACUCAUUAACA